Messenger RNA from Spinacia oleracea (spinach), 2220 nucleotides. RefSeq lists its product as uncharacterized. The record is from RefSeq and is a predicted model, not a curated record. The coding region runs from base 318 to 1502 and encodes 394 amino acids. The transcript has 2 exons. NCBI's taxonomy places the organism in Eukaryota, Viridiplantae, Streptophyta, Magnoliopsida, Caryophyllales, Amaranthaceae.
CAUUUGGGGUAAUUACUUCCCCCCAUCCUCCCUUCUCCUCACAACACUACCACUACCACAACUUCUCAUCACAAUACCACCACACCACCCUCCUUGCAACCACGAAAAUUCACCUUCAUUGUCCUUUUAUUAUGGUGGUUUAACUUUUAUUACCCCCAUCAUCCAUUACACUCAAUCCAAGCGUAUCCUUAGACUAAUAAAGCCGUAAAAUCAUCUGCAUUUCCCUUAUUAAAUAGCUUACUGAGUUUUGGAGAAUUGGAGCUGUUAGUUGCAACGAUACAAACUUUGAGCAAUUUCUACUCAUAAUUGAGUCCAGAAUGGGUGAUGUUGUGGUUCUUAAGUUUCAGUACAGGGGGGUUGAUGUUGAUGUAGUAGUUGAUGAUGUUGUUAAGGUCAUGUUAAUUGAUCUGAUUAUAGAUUACUGGGAUACGGCUGUUCGAAGUAAGAAACGGACACCUAAAUACCCUUCAUUUGCAUAUGCGCAUAAGAUGAAACAUUUCGCACUAAAGUCUGAUAAGGACUUGAGGAUGAUGUUUAACAACUUAAGUGGUCGAGACUGUAUAUACAUUUGGGUCGGAGAGGUAUCGGCUUCUUCUAAAAUUGUGAAGACUGCUAGGGCACUGAGGACAUCCCGGAUUGCUAAACAACUUAAAGAAAGUAUGCUUGAGUUAAUUCCAAUAAUGGAGUCUGAGGAUAAUGGAGUAUCAACUUCUUAUGGAAAGAAAAUUCCAAGAAUUACUGCAUGGAGGAAGGGUUUGGUUUAUAGGUCAAAUUUUAUUUCGGAGAAACCUACUAUUACUAAGCCUAGUGAGGAGCUAGCGGUUGAAGACUGUGAGGGUCAAUUUGAAGAACAGUUGUCUGAUCAGGAUAUGGAGGGUGAAGAAUCAACUGAAAACAGGGAUGAUGAUGAAGAGUUGUCUGAUCAAGUUGAUGGGGAUGCAGAUAUGUCUGAAGAUGAUUAUGAAACCAAGAUGUAUGAGGAUGAGGAGUUUGGGAAAAUUGUUAUCAAACCUUGGCAUAUAUUCACUGAUAAGCAACAUUUGAGAGAUGAUGUGAAGGACUACUGCAUCCAAAAUGGGAUUUCUAUUGUGGUUGUUAGGGCCGACAACUUCAGGUGGACGGUUAAAUGUUCCGCUAACUGUGGUUGGAAGUUGCAUUCUUCAAGGCUUCCUGACGGAGUUACAUGGGGAAUUAAAUCCAUCCGAAAUUCAGAACAUAAAUGCAGUGGUUUUGAGAUUAAGAAGCCAAUGGGGAUAUGGGCAACUAAAGUUUUAAUGGAAGAUAUCAGAGAUAACAAUCUUAUUUCUGCAAAAUCAAUGAAUGAGAUCUUGUGGAAGAGAUAUGAGGUUCAGAUGGCUCCAAUAACACUUUAUAGGGCGAGAUCUCGGGCAUUGAUUGAGAUGAAGCGUAAGAGGAGCAAAACUGUACAAUUUAGUAAGUGCGAGUCUUUUGGCCACAAUGAUAUGGAGGGUGAAGAAUCAACUGAAAAAUGGGGAUGGUGAAGAAAUGCCUGAUCAUGGUGAUGCAGAUGUGUCCGAAAAUGAUUAUGAACCCAAGAUAUAUCAGGAUGAGGAGUUUGGGAAAAUUGUUAUCAAACGUUGGCAUAUAUUCACUGAUAAGCAACGUUUGAGGGAUGUUGUGAAGGAGUAUCUCAAACUGGGAUUUCUAUUGUGGUUGUUAGGACCGACAACUUCUGAUGGACAGUUAAAUGUUCUGCUAACUGUGGUAGGAGGUUGCAUGCUUCAAGGCUUCCUGGUGGAGUUACAUGGGGAAUUAAAUCCAUCCAAAAUUCAGAACAUACAUGCAGCGGUGAAUGGGAAUAUGAUGUUUCAAUGGCUCCAAUAACACUUCAUAGGGCGAGAUCUCAGGCAUUGAUUGAGAUGAAAGGUAAGAGGAGCAAAACUGUACAAUGUAGUAAUUGCAAGUCUUUUGGCCACAAUGCUAAGUCUUGCAAAAGACAAGGGUCAAAAAUAUGUGCAGAAUGAGAAGCAAAGAGAAAAUAGCCAAGUUUCCUCCUCGCCCAGAAGAAUAAGACAGUUGUUCCAGCUAGAUUUGCAAUCACAUCCUAUGCAUCUAAAGUUAUUUAUGGUUCUGUAUUUGAUAAACACUAGUUAUAAGUUAAAGCAUAUUAAUUGUUGUAAACUGGAUCACAUACGCUAUUCUGUUGAUUUUCUGGUUUUCUUUUGCCUCGUUUUACAGGUGGAAGUGGAAGUCGGCUUA